GGCACGAUGAAGGAGAAUAUGCAGGGAGAUGGCCACCCCCUGGUUUCGAAAAGAGCACGACAAGCACCUGGAGUACGACGAGGACUGCAAGUCAGAAGGGCGGGGAUACCGGCCCGCUGUCUACUGGAGGUCGGCAAGCCCCAGGGUCACGAAUUGGGGCAUCGGGCGACGACAUGGUUCCAUCCGGCGCCGAUGUCCCGGGCGAGUCCACUGAAGUCCGUGACAUCGCUAUGGAAGGGACACCUAAGGAUAACGCAGACGACGCCAUUGAAGCCGCGAGUGACGAAUCUCAUGAGAUGUUGCAAUACGGGAAAUCUACCGUGACGCUAGUACAGUCGAAGAAAGAUGAAGCAGACGAACCACCUCCAUUGUCGGAGGCACAAUCAGGAGGCUUCUUUGGCCAGGCAAGCAAGUUCAUGGGCACUGUCUUCGGAGUCAACAAAAAGGUCAAAACGGAGCCCGUCAAGAGUCUCCAACUAGCUGCAGCUGCGGCUAAGAAGGAGCAAGAAGAGAAGGAGAAGAAGGCGUCAAGGCUCAAAGAGAUGGAACAUCGCCGUGCUCUGGCCACCCAACGCAAAGCAGAAGAGGAGAAGGCGCAUGCUGUUGAGGAGGAUAAAAAGAUGAAAGAAGAGGCUGAGCGUCGAAAGCGCGAGCGUGAAGAGCAAACUGAGAAACGCCCUCUUAAAUUUGCUCCCAAGAAGGAUGACGAUAAUACCAAGAAACGAAAGAUUGCUGUUGAUGAAAAGAAACCGGAGGCCAAGAAGAUACCGCCGAAGGACGCUACCCGCGCUACGAAACCUACCGUGAAACCUCCCGUUCAGAACAAACCCAGCACUUCGUUCAGACCCACAACCGCCGCGGCUAGCUCGUCGCAGAGUGUUGCAGGUACCGCUGGGUCGAAUGGCACAGCGAAAACGACUGCAGCGCCCCCUCCCUCGUCGAAACCGGCUAAGGCACUCCCCCCGUCUGGACUCGCUGCAAAUGCUACAAAGGGUAAAGCGAAGAUGAAAGCACCCGAGGAGGAUCUCCGUCAACCCUCUGAGGUUGUUCAAACCCAGAUGGUGGCUCGCAUCGAGGCUCAGCUGAAAGCACAGCAACCCAAGAUUGCCAGCGAAAGCAUCGAACUACCGGACAUCAACAGCGAAUAUUCGGACUCGGAUGACGAAGACCGUAAACGCACUUUCGAUCCUCCGGAAUGGGCCCAGUCGCCGGAUCUGAGGGCACAGCUACAACAGCAGAGCACGAUUAAUCCGGACGAGAUCUUCGGCUCCGUUCAGCCGCUCGUGAUGGAAAAGAUAUUUGCAAAACGGCAUAGCAAAUUCAGGGCUCGGACCAGUUCUGCGAAUUGGACCGGCACGGACGAGUUAACGAAGCACGAGGAGAAGGAGUAUGCCAAACGGAUGGGCUUCCGUUCUUAGUUUUUCUGCUCGACUCAUGCCCAUUGACCAUGGUUUCCGGUAUAUGACGUUCGUUGUGGCACC
Punctularia strigosozonata HHB-11173 SS5 is the source of this 1481-nucleotide messenger RNA. RefSeq lists its product as uncharacterized. The record is from RefSeq and is a predicted model, not a curated record. NCBI's taxonomy places the organism in Eukaryota, Fungi, Basidiomycota, Agaricomycetes, Corticiales, Punctulariaceae. The coding region runs from base 174 to 1418 and encodes 414 amino acids. The transcript is spliced from 4 exons.